This is a messenger RNA of Plodia interpunctella (Indianmeal moth), 3582 nucleotides long. RefSeq names its product HIF prolyl hydroxylase (gene Hph). Bases 89 to 1531 code for a protein of 480 amino acids. Gene Ontology annotation, biological process: cellular response to hypoxia. The record is from RefSeq and is a predicted model, not a curated record. Gene Ontology annotation, molecular function: L-ascorbic acid binding; ferrous iron binding; peptidyl-proline dioxygenase activity. Lineage: Eukaryota; Metazoa; Arthropoda; Insecta; Lepidoptera; Pyralidae. The transcript is spliced from 7 exons.
GUGACAGUGACAGCAACUGUCAGAUAACGACAAGCAAGCAGGCGCACGGGGGCCGGCCCUUGAGUUGAACAUUUAUUUUAUUUUCAGAAUGAAUCAAGAGGGCGCACUAGCUUGUUGCGCUGUAUGCAACGAGAAAACACAUAGACGAUGUGGUCGCUGUCUCAAUAUAUAUUAUUGUAAUACAGAGCAUCAACGCCAAGAUUGGAAAAGACACAAAAGUGAGUGUGGUCCAAAGUUACUUAAAAAAGGGCCAAAAAAAGACAAACUUGAAGAACGUUCUUGCCAAAACGACUCAAGGGUGAAGAACGGAGAAGGAGACUAUUCCUCAGAUUCCAAUGAACCAAGUUCAAAAAUAAAAGAGGGUAGUAAGAAUCAAAUACGUCCGAAAAAUUCUGCGAAAAAUAUCGUGAAGGGAGUUGGUAAGGAAUGUGGCGUAGCUAGUGUUAGUAAACACAACUCGCAAAUAUCCACUAAAAACAAAAAUAAAAGUGAAAGUGUCACGGCUGAGCCACCUGAACGAAACGAAAGUAGCGUUAUUUCUAGUGUAGUGUAUACUAAUAAGGAUUUGACUAGAGGAAGUGCCAUUACUUACGAAGGAUCCUCUGAGCAGGAAAUUCUCAGUGAAUCUGCUCAGCAGUUGAAUACAGUAGACUUUGCUAACUCUAGUUCAUCUAAUGUAUUAAAAAUGGUGAAUAGGACUGAAGUAACGGUGCCUGUGAUGCCUUCUUACGGGGCAGAGCAUAGUCGGAGAGUUAAAGAAUACCCUGAAGGGACACUGAAAAGCAGUGGUGCUCCAUUUGGACAUGUACAAAAUAGUUAUGAUGUUGAUCCGAGUGAUCCAUGGUACGGAGUGUGUCAGACUGUGAUUAGAGAUAUGACGCAGUAUGGUGUGUGUUUGCUGAAGAAUUUCCUCGGGAGGGAGCGGGGCCUGAUGGUGUUGGAAGAGGUCAAACAGAUGCACAGAUCGGGAAUAUUUGAAGCCGGCAAAGUGGUGUCAAACCCUAGUAGCACCGAGGCGCAGACGGUGCGAAGCGACCAGACCACAUGGAUCGAAGGCACGGAGCCGCACUGCCCAAACAUCAAGUAUUUGAUCACACAGGUGGAUAACAUAGUGCUGCGAGCCAACAAGAUGCCCAGGAACGGAAGAAUGGGUGACUACGUCAUCAACGGAAGGACGAAGGCUAUGGUGGCGUGUUACCCAGGCUCCGGCAGCCAUUACGUGAAGCAUGUUGACAACCCGAACAAAGAUGGCCGCUGCAUCACCGCCAUCUACUACCUCAACCUCGACUGGGACGUGCAACGGAACGGAGGGCUGCUAAGGGUGUUUCCGGAGGGCACGAAUACGGUCGCUGACAUAGAACCCAUUUUCGACAGGAUGCUGUUCUUCUGGUCCGACAGGCGGAACCCUCACGAGGUGCAACCUGCGUACAAAACUAGGUACGCGAUCACUCUGUGGUAUUUUGACGCCCAUGAACGGGAGGAGGCGCAGCGACGUUUUAAGCAAAAUGCGAAACCUUCGUCGAGCAAGUGAUGGCGGAUCGACUACAGGCCAGGCGAGGCGGGUUAGCAAACGAAUUGUGACCUUAUUGCCUGAGGCAUAGAGCUUCUAAUGUGAUACGCUGUUAUUAUGUCUUAAGGUCUGCUAUAAACUUUUAUCAUUCGAAAACUUAAAACUGAUUAUGUGAUUAAAUAAAUGGCAGCUGUCACUUGUGUAUAAAUAAGAAUUUAGCUAUAAUAAUUUAUUACUAAAAUUUGACACAUUUCAUCUCUACUUUAAAUCUCCUUACUUUGAACACUGCUUUACAAAACUCUUUCUACUUUUUACAUUGGUUUAAUUAUCUUCAUAAAAUUUUAAAAUAUUCAUUAUGUUGACAGCUGUCAUACUAAAACAAAAUAUUUUGUAAAUAAUGCGAAUUUAUACAAUUGUUAAAACAAUAGUCGUAAAUUUGAUCGACUCGAUCGAAGAUUUAGUGAUAAUCGUGUGCCAAUGGUAUUUCAAUAGUACUUAAUGUGUGCAACUAAGAAUAGCUGCUGACAUACCAUUGAGACACGAUUUCAACUUCAAGUCAAAAGCCUACUUUUAAAUCAUCAUAAGGUUAUUCUUAUUCAAAGUCAUGACUAAAUAUGUAUAUAGUUUAAGUAUUUUAAGUAUUAGUGUUUGUUUUCAAGCCUUGAAGUAUUAUGUUUCAUUGUCUUUUUAACUUUAUAAAGCGGUAGAGAAAAUAUUUGAUUAUGACCCGUACGCUACGGAAUAAGGUUCAUUGUGGAACACAACCCGAGCUGCUUUAAUAAACACGACAAAAAUAUAACUACAAGUAUUUAAUUUGUCUCAAUAAAUAUUAUAAUUAUAAUACGAUACAUUGCACAAAAGUAUACAUACAAAAAUGUAUUAUACUUGUAAAACGUAAAUCUAGUUGAACUUACUACUUAACUAAUGUAAAUUUCAUCAGCGGACGGACUACGUAAGACUGAGUAAAACUAGCUUCGAUUGUAUUUCAAUUGUUUGUCUAUAUUUAUUGCGUAUUUAUCGAUGUAAAUAAUGCCAAUAAUAUGACUUUAUUCAAUAGUCAUAAGAUUUCCUAUAAUUUUGUUCUUUUUUCAAAUUUGCAAGGGAAUUAAUAACUGGCCGAAUUCAAGUUUUUUUUUCUAUACACAAAAGGUAUUAGAACAGAUAUUUUUAAAUAUUCAUUAAUAGAAAUCGAAUGUAGCUUGUCUAUACCAGUUUUUUCAGGUAUUUGAGACACAUAUAUUUAGAAAAUUUAAUAGUUGCGCCUUUACACUACUAAGUUAUGUGGUUAAUACGUAAUUUAAAUGUAAGAACCUACGCACAUUGCAAAAGUUGCUGACAGAAAUAAAAAUUAUGUAUAAAGUUUAGUGUAAAUGUGACCUUAGGCGAGUUCCAGUCGGUUAAUAUAUGUGUCGUUCCACGAGAAAGGGUGAGAGCAGUAGCUUACGACGUAAUUUGCGCACCUACAUUAAUACGCCAUAAGCCCAUAAGGUACCUUUUUUCAUGAAACGUCACAUAUUUUCUCUAAUAUCUGUAAACAGCCGUAAUGAUGAUAAGACAAAGUAUGGUAGUUCUGCGUGCAGCGGUUAGAAAAUGUACCUCAUUUAUUAGUCAUUAGAUGGAUGUAAAUAUUCUAAAUCGACAUUAUUGGGGUGUAACACUUACAAGAUAGAAUUAUUUACUGUGUAUAAAUUAUAGUAUUGAAUUUUAUACAAAAAAUAGAAUUAAGCUAUUUAAGAAUAUUAUUCCUAUUUUCGUUUUUACUCGAAUUUAACGUUGCCUAAAUGAUGUUUGUGUGAUGUUUUUCCCCGUUGUUGAGACCCUAGAAGAUAUUUUUUUAGAUCAUUAUUAGAUUUUCAAUUAAACAUUUCUUAAUAAUAUAAUUUGCCAAUUGUUUAAAAAAAUUAAAUAGGUGGAUAACAUUUUGUAACGGGUGUCUUCUUGGAUCUCAUCACUAAUAUUAAUUUACGACCAUAAAGUCAAACGAAAUUUUGUUAAGAUACAAUGUGUACCUAUUCUGUACCUACUUCUUAAAUUAUUUCAUAGCGAAAAUGGUAUUAAAAAUUUCAUUCAGA